GAUGAUGUGGUGAAGGCACCGCAGAAACCACUACCGAGAAAUGACACAGGUAAUAUACCAAGGCAGAAACCACUACCGAGUAAUGACACAGGUAAUAUACCAAGGCAGAAACCACUACCGAGAAAUGACACAGGUAAUAUACCAAGGCAGAAACCACUACCGAGAAAUGACACAGGUAAUAUACCAAGGCAGAAACCACUACCGAGAAAUGACACAGGUAAUAUACCAAGGCAGAAACCACUACCGAGAAAUGACACAGGUAAUAUACCAAGGCAGAAACCACUACCGAGAAAUGACACAGGUAAUAUACCAAGGCAGAAACCACUACCGAGUAAUGACACAGGUAAUAUACCAAGGCAGAAACCACUACCGAGAAAUGACACAGGUAAUAUACCAAGGCAGAAACCACUACCGAGAAAUGACACAGGUAAUAUACCAAGGCAGAAACCACUACCGAGAAAUGACACAGGUAAUAUACCAAGGCAGAAACCACUACAGAGUAAUGACACAGGUAAUAUACCAAGGCAGAAACCACUACCGAGAAAUGACACAGGUAAUAUACCAAGGCAGAAACCACUACCGAGUAAUGACACAGGUAAUAUACCAAGGCAGAAACCACUAGCGAUAAAUGACACAGGUAAUAUACCAAGGCAGAAACACUACUACAAGGCAAUACUACCACAGGUAAUAUACCAAGGCAGAAACCACUAAUGGAAACACAGGUAAUAUACCAAGGCAGAAACCACUACCGAGAAAUGACACAGGUAAUAUACCAAGGCAGAAACCACUACCGAGAAAUGACACAGGUAAUAUACCAAGGCAGAAACCACUACCGAGAAAUGACACAGGUAAUAUACCAAGGCAGAAACCACUACCGAGAAAUGACACAGGUAAUAUACCAAGGCAGAAACCACUACCGAGUAAUGACACAGGUAAUAUACCAAGGCAGAAGCCACUACCGAGUAAUGACACAGGUAAUAUACCAAGGCAGAAGCCACUACCGAGAAAGGACACAGGUAAUAUACCAAGGCAGAAACCACUACCGAGAAAUGACACAGGUAAUAUACCAAGGCAGAAACCACUACCGAGAAAUGACACAGGUAAUAUACCAAGGCAGAAAUCACUACCGAGAAAUGACACAGGUAAUAUACCAAGGCAGAAACCACUACCGAGAAAUGACACAGGUAAUAUACCAAGGCAGAAACCACUACCGAGAAAUGACACAGGUAAUAUACCAAGGCAGAAACCACUACAGAGUAAUGACACAGGUAAUAUACCAAGGCAGAAACCACUACCGAGAAAUGACACAGGUAAUAUACCAAGGCAGAAACCACUACCGAGUAAUGACACAGGUAAUAUACCAAGGCAGAAACCACUAGCGAUAAAUGACACAGGUAAUAUACCAAGGCAGAAACCACUAGCGAGAAAUGACACAGGUUAUAUACCAAGGCAGAAACAACUACCGAGUAAUGACACAGGUAAUAUACCAAGGCAGAAACCACUACCGAGAAAGGAAACAGGUAAUAUACCAAGGCAGAAACCACUACCGAGUAAUGACACAGGUAAUAUACCAAGGCAGAAACCACUAGCGAUAAAUGACACAGGUAAUAUACCAAGGCAGAAACAACUACCGAGUAAUGACACAGGUAAUAUACCAAGGCAGAAACAACUACCGAGAAAGGACACAGGUAAUAUACCGAGGCAGAAACCACUACCGAGAAAGGACACAG
Molecule: messenger RNA, 1730 nt
Organism: Pelobates cultripes (western spadefoot toad)
Lineage: Eukaryota; Metazoa; Chordata; Amphibia; Anura; Pelobatidae
Source: the annotation of a GenBank genome assembly